This is a messenger RNA of Bacillus rossius redtenbacheri, 2922 nucleotides long. RefSeq lists its product as uncharacterized. The record is from RefSeq and is a predicted model, not a curated record. The transcript has 2 exons. Lineage: Eukaryota; Metazoa; Arthropoda; Insecta; Phasmatodea; Bacillidae. The coding region runs from base 443 to 2758 and encodes 771 amino acids.
GUCUAGUGACCGGGAAAACCGGGAAAGCCGGGAAUUGUACGGAAAUUAUAACUGCCAGGAAAAAUCCGGGAAUUGUAACAGGAAUUUUUCAUAAAUCCGGGGAUAAAAACAAAGUUUUAUUAAAACGUGUUAUGCUGCAUUUCAUUUCUGGAUCAUCAUCGCUGACCAACAAAUACCGUUAAAAACUAUCAAUAAGUUUUAAGUGGGACGCGAGUCUUCACAGGUCCAUGCGGCGCCCGGAGACAGCGCGAUAGACUUGGCAACACUGCUUGUGUGACUCACCCACGCGAGCGCACGCACACACACCAGUUCACAAUCUCUCGUUCAGACGUCUGGCGCCGUCUAACAGCAUUCUGCCGCCGUUUUCCGCUAUCCAGUGUUUGUGUUUCGUUGCAAUGCGUGUAUGUGGAUUAUUAAGUAUUUACAGUAAAACGGACUUGAAAUGGCUCGUCGGGUGAGAGGGAAAAUUUCGUUUCAAACGGAUUGGAAAGUAGAAUUCCCUUGGGUUGAAGACAUCAAGGAUGAUCGUCACUCUGCUAGGUGUGCAGUCUGUGGGACUACUUUUUCCAUUACUUCCAUGGGAAGAACAGCUCUUACAAGCCAUGCCAGUGGAAACAAGCAUAAGAAAAAUGUGAGUAGUGUAGAUAAGACAGCGCCAAUUCAAAUUUGGGCUACUACAUCUGCCCCUGAAACAUCUAAAGCAUCUGAACCUUCACCUUUACCAUCUUCAUCUGUAAUUCAACCUUCGUCAGCUGCUGUUAUUCCUGGUGCGAGUAUGAAUCUACCUGCUGAAGAUUCGUUAAUCCCGAAAUCUGCUUCUACAACCCGCUGUUUGGAUAAUUUUCUUCUUAAAGACGAUGUGACUCAUGCCGAAGCUUUGUGGUGUCUUGAAACGGUGAUGAAUCAUAACUCCUUACGCAGCGCUGCUAGUAGCGUAAACAUGUUCAAGCGAAUGUUUCCCAACGAUCGUGUUGCAAACAAUAUGAAACUUCAAAAAGAUAAAAUUUCAUAUGUCAUAGUUUAUGGACUUGCUCCUUAUUUUUAUGAUAAGUUGAAAAGUGUUUUGAAAGAGUGUGAACAUUUCGUGUUGGGUUUUGAUGAGAGUGUGAACAAAAUUGCACAGAAACAACAGAUGGACUUGUCUGUCAGAAUUUGGGACUCAAAUGUAAAUAAAGUUAUGUGUAGGUAUGUAACAUCCAUCUUUUUGAAUCACGCUACAGCUGAAGAUCUCUUACAAGCCAUGAAAACUGGCUUGGAAGGAUUUGACAUGAUGAAGAUUAUCCAAUUAUCAAUGGAUGGUCCUAACGUAAAUUUCAAAGUACUUAGGCUUUUACAGCAAGACAGCAGAUCUGACCCAGAAUCCCCACAGUUACUAGAUAUUGGUUCUUGUGGUUUACACACAGUGCACAAUGCCUUUAAGACAGGCAUCAAGAAAUCUGGUUGGGAGAUAAUUGAGUUUCUUAGAGCCCUUUACAAUUUGUUUAAAGAGGCUCCAAGUCGACGAGGAGACUAUACAGAGGCUUCAAACUCACACGUGUUUCCUUUGAGGGUUUGCUCAAUUCGUUGGAUUGAAAAUGGCAAAGUAGCGAGGAGAGCAAUGGAAAUAUUGCCACUUGUUGAAAAAUAUGUCAACAUAGUCAAAACCACAGCAAAGGAACCAUCUUGUAAUAGCUUUUCUGUUGUAUGUAAAGCCCUGCAAGACAAACUCCUGCAAGCGAAAAUAGCUUUCUUUGAGGCACUGGCAAGUGACGUUGAACCAUUUUUGGUAGAAUUCCAGUCUGAUUCUCCAAUGGCACCAUUUCUUUUCGAUAGUUUGACAUUUAUUGUAAUGACUGCUAUGAAAAGAAUUGUGAAAACCGAGAUUAUUGAGAAAACUCCUCUUCACAAAAUUGAUGUUUUCAAACAGAAUGCAGAUAAGACUUUUGUAAAUCUCAAGGAUGUGAAACAUGUUGAGCUUGGUUACAGUACCCGUGCAGCACUAAGGAAGUGUAAGAAUGCCUCUGAGAAAGAUAUUUUAAUUUUCAGAAAAGAGUGUCGGAAUGUCCUGCAAUUUUUUGUGAGUAACCUGUUGCUGAAGUCUCCUCUGAAGUAUUCUCUUACCAAGGCUCUUACUUUUUUGAACCCUUAUCAUAUUUCUUCCAAAGAUAGUUGUGUAAAACAACUUACUACUGCUCUUGACCACCUCCUUACGGCCAAUCUUCUGCCAGCUAGCACUGUUGAAAGGGCUGAUAGAGAGUACAGGUUUCUUUGCUCGCAAUCAAAUGUCAUUGAAGAAAUGAAAACCUACUCUAAGUCUGAAACUCGCUUGGAUACCUUCUGGGUGCAGCUUAUAGAAGGAAAGAAGGAAUAUGAGAACCUCUUUAAAGUAGUCAAACUACUUUUAAUUUUGUCUCACGGCAGUGCUAACAUCGAACGAGGAUUUUCAGUGAACAAAGAAAUUUUAGUCGAAAAUCUGAAAGAACCAUCACUCAUAGCCCAGCGUCGUAUUUUUGAUUUUGUUAGUAAUGAGCCGGGUGGACUGAUGAAGCUAGACAUUCCUAAAGCCAUGAUUCAUGCAGUGAGGAAUGCUUAUUCCAUGUACAGUGAGGCACUUGCAGAGCAGCAGUGUGCAAAUAAGAAAAUUUUCAAGCUAGCGGAAGAAAGAAAACGUGCAGCUACUGAGAUCAAACAGCUUGAGGCGAAGAAACUCAUGUUGCUUGAGGAUGUACAGCGUGCAGUAUCUGCCAUCGAUGAGAAGGUGAAAGAUCUUAAAAAAUAGUAUAGGGCUGUGUAUUGCAUGACACUAUACAGUUAAACUUCUCACAGUUUUGUACUAGUGUGACUAUGGACCAAACAAGCUGCAAGACAAUUACUAUCGAACCAGGACAAAUGAAAAAUUCCAAUGUUUUAAUAAUGAAUUUGAAGUUCCAACAUUUCCAGUGA